Molecule: messenger RNA, 748 nt
Organism: Pseudogymnoascus destructans
Lineage: Eukaryota; Fungi; Ascomycota; Leotiomycetes; Thelebolales; Thelebolaceae
Exons: 1
Coding region: 1-330 (109 amino acids)
Source: RefSeq, a predicted model, not a curated record
AUGAUACUCAACAUCCGACAUGUACCAACCGCAAUGCCUACAACGAAACGCUUCUUUUAUCGCCUCUUUGAUGGAGGCUCAACCGACAAGUCGUCAGAGUGUCACUUUCAUUUCCAUGCAUCCCAUUCCACGACACUUCCAUAUACAUCAUCCACUUCAUCACCGCCGUCGUCGUUCCCAUUAUUGUGUAGACCGCUUCGCGCCCCGCUCUAUCUGCAGCCAACGCCCGCAGAUAGCUGGAUGCAGGACCCUCUAGGGCAAGUCUUUUCACCCAAGCCAUACGGUGCUGUGCACAGCUUCAAGAUUGGAACCCAAGAUAGCUCUUUUUGACACUCCGACUCGGCUUUCACACUUUUCCGCGCCUGCCGUUCAAACUGUCUCAGCUCUAGUUUUUUAUCUUCGCAUACAGCUCUCUUCCUCGUGCAAAUCAACCUCCGGUUCUCUUCGUUCACCAAAAAACAUUUCAUCUUCAACUGAAUCUUCGCUUCUCUCAACUAAUUCCCGUCAUCCUGCACUGCCUGGCACUGUCGCAUGAACUAUGCCAUGUCUAAUUGUAUCGGAAUAUAUACCCUUCUCAACCCCCUUGUUUUCACCCACCCCGCCACCCUCCGUGUCUCACCAUCAUAUUGGCGUUCCCUCGCAGGCCGUAAAAUAAAUAUCUAUCCUUUGAAAUACCAAGUAACUCUAAGUUAUCUCGUAUUAUUAUUAACAAUUUUUUAAUUUGUUUUUGCUUUAAAAAUAUGUUCCG